CAUACUACACACACUGAUGAUGGAUGCUUCUUUUCAAUGUUCCUCUAGCCUUAAAUGCGAGUUAAGCAUCAUAAGAGCUAAAAAUAUUGAGUUCAAGUCUUCAGGACACUUGUUUGUGAGAUGCUGUCUAUCAGCAGGAAACAACACAAGAGUCCAACUCAAUACCAAAGAAAUCUCAUCCAAAUCUGAUUUGUUUUGGGAUGAAUUUUUUUCACUGCAGUGCCAAGGAACUGAAGAUGCCAUCAACUCCUUGAGGCAAGGGAACGUUGUCUUUGAGUUGAGAUGGAGAAGCACUAAACCAAUUCUUGGAAGACUUACCGGUGGAUCAAAAAUCUUGGGAAGAGCUGAAAUUCCCUGGAAAAAUGUUUUUGAAUCACCAAACAUGGAAAUUGAGACAUGGGUUCGGAUGAAUUCAAAGAAUCCAUGCUUGCAUCAAGAUGUCAAGCCCCCCUCAGUGCAGGUCAAGGUGAAAGUUGGAGUUCCAGAGAUGACUAACGAAAGGAGGUGGGAUCAUUCAUGUGGUUGCAACGACAGUAGAUGUCAAUCUCUUGAUUAUGUUGAUUAUGACUACUUUGCACUUGGAUUUGCUCUAGAGGCCUUGUAGAUUAACGGCUGUAAAGCACUAAGGUGCUUAAUUAAUUUUAGAUUAGCUUAAUGGAUUAGUUCUACGUAGUCAUUCAUAAUACUAAUAUGUGCACUUACUUAGCACAGGAGUUUUGCUGACAAUUGUAUGUUUUCAGUAGGCAGCUUUUGU
Molecule: messenger RNA, 754 nt
Organism: Coffea arabica (coffee)
Lineage: Eukaryota; Viridiplantae; Streptophyta; Magnoliopsida; Gentianales; Rubiaceae
Source: RefSeq, a predicted model, not a curated record